Molecule: messenger RNA, 1518 nt
Organism: Parathielavia appendiculata
Lineage: Eukaryota; Fungi; Ascomycota; Sordariomycetes; Sordariales; Chaetomiaceae
Exons: 1
Coding region: 1-1518 (505 amino acids)
Source: RefSeq, a predicted model, not a curated record
AUGGGCGCGCAAUUUACCAACCGCGAUUUUCCUAUUCGCGUAUCGCACGCUCACGAGCCCAAGCCUCCUGCCGCCGACCUGUACCGCUACUGGAGAAGCCAUGAAGAAGAAGGUUACCUGGAGCGACACUGGCCCGAUGAGCUGGACCACGAUGCCUGGGUCAGCAGCAUCCGCAAGAUUCUUGUCCGCCAGUUUCCCGAGUUCGUCGACGCCGAGAUCCAAUACUUUGCCAAGGGCACCUUCAACCGCCUUUACAGUCUCACCAACCCCAGCUGGGAGAAAGCCUACAUCUUCCGAGUUUCGAUUCCCGUCGAGCCCUUCUUCAAGACCGAGAGCGAGAUCGCCACGAUGGAGUACGUCCGACGGCACACCUCGAUGCCCAUCCCCCGUGUGAUCGCCUUCUCCUCGAGCGACGACAACGAGCUGGGAUACGAGUGGAUUAUGAUGGAAAUGAUGCCCGGGAAACCUCUGCGCAAGUUGUGGGCCACCAUGCCCGAUGCUGCGCGAGUCGAGUUGUUCGCCGAGCUGGCCAGUUAUGUUAAGCAGCUCGUUGCGCUGCGGUUCAGCAAGUUUGGGAACCUCUACUUCGCCGACGUCGCGGACCGCGUGCUGGCUCUCCAGGCCUCGCUGUCGGUAACGACCUGCAACGGCAUCGAUGCUAACAUGGACAGGGACAUCGGUCCUGGCGGCAGUUUCGUGCUUGGCCGGAUUGUGGCUCAGGAUUUCUUCUUCGACAAGCGAAUCUACUACUCUGGCUCACGCGGACCCUUCAACACAACCCGUGAGUUGGUCGACAUGCGCGUGGAGCUCCUGGGUCAGCGGAUCCGGAACCUCGCGCCCGUCGAAGGAGAGGCCUGGUACUGCGAGAACGACCGAGAGCUGGACCGCAAUAAGGACCGAGUCUACGAACUCUUCGAGCAGCUGAAGACUCUCGUUUCGCGACUCGUUCCGCCCGACAACGGACCGGAAGAUGUGGGAGUACUGUGGCACGACGACCUUUCGGAGCAUAACCUUCUCGUCGAUCCUGUCACCUUCAGGCUUACUGCUGUCGUGGACUGGGAGUCUGUCAGCAUUGUCCCCGCCUACGAGACCUACGAUGCGAGACCGGCGUGGCUGUCGGACAGGGACUGGAGACCAACGCCGUUGGUCCAACUUGCGCGAGGCGUUCCGCCCAACGACGAGUUCCUCGUGGCAGACAAGUUGCGGAGGGUCGGCGAAAUGGGUCCAGCUAGGCUCGCAUACCACGCCAUUGUUGGGCCACUGUACGACACAAGCUCUCCCGAGGCCCGACAAAGGGUCAAGAACAAGCAGGGAAUUGCUAAGCAGCUGGAGAUCGCAUCGUUUCAGCACCGACCCUGGUGGACGGCCGCAUGGUUGGCCGAGAACGGAUUCGGCGGGGGGCACGCUGCUCAGGCUGCAAAGCCUGCUGACAAUGCCCUGGCCGACAUCAGCAACCAGAACCGUGCUGCUGACCAGAUUCACGGCGUCGGCAAACACUACGCGGCCGCCAACAGCUAG